This is a messenger RNA of Verticillium alfalfae VaMs.102, 1980 nucleotides long. Its product is annotated as amino-acid N-acetyltransferase. Gene Ontology annotation, biological process: L-arginine biosynthetic process. Bases 1 to 1980 code for a protein of 659 amino acids. The record is from RefSeq and is a predicted model, not a curated record. Gene Ontology annotation, molecular function: L-glutamate N-acetyltransferase activity, acting on acetyl-CoA as donor; arginine binding. The transcript is spliced from 3 exons. Gene Ontology annotation, cellular component: mitochondrial matrix. NCBI's taxonomy places the organism in Eukaryota, Fungi, Ascomycota, Sordariomycetes, Glomerellales, Plectosphaerellaceae.
AUGACCCUCAAACGCCUUCGCCCAGAUAAGAUAGGCCCGAAAGGCUCACAUUUAUUGCUUGGCUUGUGGUUCAACUCUACGCCUUGGCAUGGGAGGUGUCACCUACAAGAUUGGCAUAGCUCUUUGCAUAGGUACAUCUCGACAAACAUUAACAACCUGGGCCCUAAAAACGAAGAGAAGCGAAGGGCAGAAGAUCGGCAGGACAUUGUUGUGUCUGUGCUGCAAGCAUCAGCAACCAGGCGAGAUGCACAGGGUUAUCUGAGAAAGUACGCCCCUCUGAACAAAACUCAGAAUGCGGAACCCGGGGAGCAGCGCUCGAGGUCAUUGCCGCCAUCUGGAUGGGCGACAGAAUCGCCCGUACGGUCCAUAAGUGACGCGCCUCAGUUCAUACAAGGGAGCCGGCCUGAUUCGACUAGCUCAUUCGACGAGCCUUUUAACCUCGCCAUCGUCAAACUGCGCUUGCCGCAUAUACUAGACGGUGACGCUUUACAUGGCAUUUCAAAAACCCUUUCGCAGCUUCGCAAGCUUGGACUUGUCAGCGUCAUCGUCCUCGAUGGUGGAGCAGACAGCUCUCGAAGUCUCUAUAGACAACAAGCUCACAGGCUCCAGCAGGCACUGGAUGUCUUUGGGCCUCCAGGAGCCAAAGUUGCAGAUCAAUCUUUCGCUCCAAAGUCGACCCGUGACCACAGCUUCAUGCCCUCUAGCGUCGUGGUUCAAUUCCCACAGGUGCUCAUCAGAGCAUUGCAGAACGAGGAGGUGGUAAUAAUACCUCCGGUCAUGGUAUCUCGAGAUUUGGGGACAACAGAUGCCGUGGACGCAGAUGAUGCAAUCAUCGCACUCACCAAAUACUUUGCUGGGCUCCAGUUCAUUGACCAACAUGAAUUGGAGCCACGGUUUGGACCUUCUUCUGGUGCGGCUGCACGCAUUGCUUCUAUCGAAAGGAUCAUCGUCCUCGACCCUCUGGGCGGCACUCCGAUCGAGGGCCCGUCCGGUCCCUGCCACAGGUUCAUCAAUCUCGAACAAGAGUUUGAACCCAUCAUGAGGACGCUCAAAACAAGCGACAUACCAGGAGCAUUAUACCCGGAUCAGCUAUCAACUUCGAAUGCGAUUCACGCAAAGAACCUCAAUCUGUCCAAACGUUUGCUGACCAUGCUUCCAUCUACGUCGAGUGUGCUCAUCAGCACCCCAUCGUUGGCUGCUACUAAGACUGUCGAAUCGCUCCCCACGGUCACGACUCGAAACCGACUGAACCCUCUCAUACACAAUCUCUUGACCGAUAAGCCCGUCUUCUCAUCCUCCCUGCCGCUCGAACGCGUGCGGACUGAAAAGAGUCCAGGUCAAGGCUACAAUGAGACGCAUGUCGCGACAGUGGUCAAGCGUGGAAUGCCGCUUACCAUCUUUCCUAACCCAACGAAGGAACUCUGGCUUCCUCCAAAGCCAGGUGCAUCUCGUCUCAGACUUACGGACAAAUGCAUUGAUUUACCUCGUUUGCAACACCUGAUCGAGGAUUCAUUUGGUCGCAAGCUUGAUCUGCAGCAUUAUUUGAACCGGGUCAACGAUAAUCUCGCCGGAAUCAUCAUUGCUGGAGAGUAUGAAGGUGGGGCUAUAUUGACGUGGGAGAAACCAGCUGGCUUGGACAACAAGACUGCAUACGAGACUGGACGCUUUGUGCCUUACCUGGAUAAGUUCGCUGUCCUGAGAAGUCGGCAGGGCAGUGGAGGCGUGGCCGAUGUCGUUUUCAACGCCAUGGUCAGAGGAUGUUUCCCUGAUGGUGUUUGCUGGCGAAGCAGGAAAGACAAUCCGGUCAAUAAGUGGUACUUUGAACGAUCAUUGGGUACAUGCAAGCUCAAUGAAUCGAAUUGGACGAUGUUCUGGACAACUUCGCAGUUGUCCUUGGGAGAUCCAAAGCUCAAGGACUACCAAGAUGUUUGCUACCGAGUUGAGCCAUCAUGGGAGGAUAAGCAGCGCGCUGCUGACUGA